AUGGUCAAGGGCAUUGAAGGCGCAUUGACACCUGGUCAAAGCGUAUUCCAACAAAGGUCUUUAAAGAGCUGGCGGUUGGAAAACGCCGUUCAACCCCCGCACAGUUUGAUCAUUCAGACAAUGGAUCAGCAGGUAUCAGCACGCGCUCGAUCUCCAGUCGAGUUACAAUCUCUAUCUGUAGAGCUUUUUAUCGUCUUCGUCGCUCUCGCCAAUUCAGGCCCCAACGGUAUAUCCGUCUUCGACGUCACUGAGUACAUGCUAGCCACCCGACAGAGCUACAACCUACUCUUCUCAAUUCCCGCACUCUGGACACAGGUAUACUCCACCCUGUCGAACCCUAACAACGUCGUUGAUCUUCUCACCGGAAUGGGUCGUGCGAUCCGAUAUUCCGGCGAACUCCCCCUUACACUGCGUCUCAAGAUUGACACGGAGAUUACUCGAGAUCACCUCAACAGUAUUACCCGCCAUAUUUUUGUGUCUGGAUCUAAAUGGCAGCAUAUGUACGUGACGUUUCGAGCCCAGUCUCCCGAGUUCUGCGUUCAGAACUGGAUUCCGCAGUUAUGGAAGGUCACAAGAGACGCCAAUCCAACUACGACUCCUUUCACGAAUGUCCGAACUUUGUCUCUAGAUGCUUUGGCCCGGGCAGCCAUUGGCUUCCGUGGACAGCGGGCAAGGUGCGACGUUGGAUCUUGGCCUCUCUGGCAGCUCUUUCCUAAUCUGCGGCGCCUAUUGUUACUGUCCUUGGAUUUUGGAUCAGUUCGUAUGCUGACCACUCAGUUAGCCAUCUCGUCUCUUCAAGAGCUGACCCUUUCGGGAUAUUUCUACGAGUCUGUGCCGUACAUGGUGAGGGAGCUUCUUGCCAACACUCCGCAACUGAAGAUGCUACGCCUUAGCGUGAGGGAGGAAACGAUCUAUCCCGCUUCGGAUUGGACGCUGAAACCUCUUCGACACGCUGCCCUGGAAGAGUUGCAUCUAAUUGGCAACCUGGAUUUCAUCGUACGCCAGUUGAGACCGUUGGAAUGUCCGUCGCUCUCCCGCCUCUGCCUUGGGAACUUCGCGAGAGGCGACGCCAGUGGGAGUAGCAUUGUCGCAGAGGUCUCUGCGAUGGUCACUCGGUCGCUGUGCCAGUUGGAGACUCUCGAGCUGGACUGGUUUGACAUGCCCAGCUACGACAUGGUCCGCCUACUCAUUGGACUCCCUCGACUUAGAAGUGUCAAGCUCUGUUUCAGGGAUAUGCAGCCGAACGACAGUCUUUUCGCAACGCUCUUUCGUAUGUCUGCAGAUGCUUCGUUCUUGCAACAGAUGGACUCUUUCCAGGUUUUGUCGAAUAUGGUCCCCUUUGAAUCCUCCUCCCUCGUCGAAUCAUUCGCCAAAUUCGUUGAAGAUCCUCGGAGGGGCGGUGAUGGUCCCUUUGCUCCUCUUCGCGUGGCAACUUUGAAGCUCGGAAAUAACCUCGUCUAUAGUCUUUCGUAA
Coprinopsis cinerea okayama7#130 is the source of this 1473-nucleotide messenger RNA. RefSeq lists its product as hypothetical. The transcript has a single exon. NCBI's taxonomy places the organism in Eukaryota, Fungi, Basidiomycota, Agaricomycetes, Agaricales, Psathyrellaceae. The coding region runs from base 1 to 1473 and encodes 490 amino acids. The record is from RefSeq and is a predicted model, not a curated record.